Molecule: messenger RNA, 1349 nt
Organism: Oryza brachyantha (malo sina)
Lineage: Eukaryota; Viridiplantae; Streptophyta; Magnoliopsida; Poales; Poaceae
Exons: 3
Coding region: 26-688 (220 amino acids)
Cellular component (GO): cytoplasm
Molecular function (GO): mRNA binding
Source: RefSeq, a predicted model, not a curated record
UCGCACCAGAUCUCUUCCCCGUCUCAUGGCACUCUCCGCCGCUCGCCGGCUCUCCUCCUCCACCGCCGGCGCCGCCGCCGCCCCGCAGCCGGGGGCACUCUCCUCCCUCUUCGCGCCUCGAAGCAGCCCUAAGCCUCGCUCUCCGCAUUCGGAGCCCGGGGAUGGGCCGCGGGAGCGGAGGAAGCCUAGGCCGAGGCCGAAGCCCCGGCGGCCGUGGGGGCAGGCGGCGACGGCGCUGCUCCGGAGGUUUUACGACGGGGGGUACCUUCCGGGGCCUGACCUGACGACGGCGCCGCAGGUGCUCUCCCCCGACGUCGUCAAGGGCGCGGCGGAGCGGUUCGGCCAUGAUCACCAGGUCGUCGCCAAAUGGUUGUCAGGAAGUGACUUGAAGACGGUUGCAUUGUUUGGUUGCCCAUCUGUUGAGCGAAGAACAGUUUUUGCAUCAAAAAGACUACGAGCUUUCUUUAACAUCCAGGAAGCUAAAACAUGCAGCUCCUGUAAGCUGAAAAAUUCGUGCCAGUUUGUUAACCAGCAAGUAUCUAGGCAUGAUAAAGUGAUCUUGUCAGAUACUAUGAGAAUUGUUACUUUAUUCGUACUGGAUGCUUUCCCGCAGCGACUCAAGGUUACUUCUGAAUUGAGAGCUAGCAUUUGCAAGCUUGUUAAGGACACCAUAAACCUAAGCCAAUGAUUACUAAGCAGGGCAUUGGUAAUCAUAGAAGGUAUUUGUGUAUAUGAGACAGACAUAGCAUUCAUGUUUUUUCUACAUUUUGUUUACAUGAUGCUAUGUGACAAGGUUUGAAACAUGAUUAUAACAUGCUUUCUGGUGCAUUUGAUAGAAUGAUGACCAAAUUUAUUUGGAUGAAAUAGAUGAGGCACAUGUUUUGUUUCCAAAUACUACCUAAAGGUUAGAGUUCUGACCUCACAUGUUUAUAUUGUAUGUAAAUUGUUAAGAUGCCGGUACGUGAACUUGACUGGCUGGCCGUUGACAAUAACCACAAGAUCCCAAGCUCAAAUUGUUUUAAUACACCAUUUGAUUCCUUUUUGUCAGCUCUGCAUAUUUGUGAAGUUGCUUGUCUCUUAAGUAUCUUGUGUCAGCUUGACAAGUGAUACUUCGUAGCUUUUUCUAAGCUCUUUUGCUUUCAAAAGCCGCUGUCUGUUUCAGUAUACGCAUGACCUUAAAUCAAGGAAAACAAAAGGAUAUCUUGUUUCCUAUUUCUUAUGAUUUGUUAUUUCUCUGCCAAUUCAUAAAAGUUUACACACCUCCAACCAUGAUAUUCCAUUUUUUUUAACACUUUCAAAUUCCAACACAUGUAUCAUGUACCCUGUUAUUGGUUACUUGUUUUUGUACU